AUGAAGUCUUUCUACACCUUGGCUUUGUGCCUUGGUGCCUUUUUCAAUGCAGCCACUGCCAUCCCACCAGAGGAGCAGGGACAACAGCCUGGAAAGUUCGCUGCUGCUCCCCCCGUUGGCUCAAACCCCAUUGAUCGCAAGGGAUGGACUGUCAAGUGUUCCAGCCAGGCUUCAAAUUACCCCUGUGGUAGAGCAAUCGAUGGUGACAAGAACACCUUCUGGCAGACUCCCUAUGGCACAACCAACACGCCGCCUCCUCACACCAUCACCAUUGACAUGAAGCAGACUCAGUAUGUCAGUGGUCUCCAGAUUACACCUCGCCAAGACGGCAACACCCGUAACUGGAUUGGUCGCCAUGAAGUCUACCUCAGCUCUGACGGUACCAACUGGGGAAAGCCCGUUGCCUUUGGAACUUACUGGGGAGACAAGUACCCCUGGAUUACAAACUUUGAGACCCAGCCUGCUCGCUAUCUUCGCUUUGUUGCCCUUUCUAACGUGAACUCCGACUAUCCUUGGAUUGCUAUUGCCGACUUUGUUGUCUACAACGCUCUCAAGUACAGCCCUCCUGCUAAGGGUCUUGGAAAAUGGGGUCCUACUCUUGAUUUCCCCGUCAUCCCUGUCGCUGGUGCCGUUGAGCCUGUCUCCGGAAAGGUCGUCAUCUGGUCUGCUUACCGAUAUGAUGCUUUCCAAGGCACUACUCCCCGUGGUGGCUUCACUCUGACUUCUAUCUGGGACCCCAAGACUAACGUCAUCUCCAACCGCAACGUUUCCAAUAACCAUCACGACAUGUUCUGCCCUGGUAUUUCCAUGGACGGCGAGGGACAGAUUGUCGUCACUGGUGGCAACGAUGCCAAGAAGACUACCAUUCUCAUGCCUGAUGGUAACUGGGUUCCUGGCCCUGACAUGCAGAUUGCACGUGGUUAUCAAUCGUCCGCUACCUGCUCUGAUGGUCGUGUUUUCACCAUCGGUGGUUCAUGGAGCGGCCCCCGUGGCGGCAAGAACGGUGAAAUCUAUGACCCCAAGGCCAAGACCUGGACCUCCCUUCCCAAGUGUCUCGUCGGCCCUAUGCUUACCAAGGACAAGGAGGGUGUCUACAAAGCUGACAACCACGCUUGGCUUUUUGGCUGGAAGAAGAACAGUGUUUUCCAGGCUGGUCCCAGCACAGCCAUGAACUGGUACUACACCACCAGGGGAACUCAGGGUGACACCAAGGCUGCUGGUACUCGCCGAAAGAACGGCAGAAUUGACCCUGACUCCAUGAACGGCAACGUUGCCAUGUUUGAUGCCCUCAAGGGCAAGAUUCUCACCUUUGGCGGAGCUACCAGCUACCAGCAGGCUCCUGCCACUGCUAACGCCCACGUUCUCACCAUUGACGAGCCUGGUGCUAUCGCCCAGACCGCUCUCGUUGGAAACAACGGUGCUGGUAUUCACGCCCGUGUUUUCGCCACCUCUGUUAUCCUCCCUGAUGGAAACGUCUUCAUCACUGGUGGUCAAUCUUACUCCAACCCUUUCACCGACACCAACGCUCAGCUCGAGCCCGAGAUGUUCAUUUCCUCCUCCAACACCUUCACUAAGCAACAGCCCAACACUAUUCCCCGCACAUAUCACAGUAUGUCUCUGCUGCUGCCAGAUGCUACUGUCUUCAAUGGUGGCGGUGGUCUUUGCGGUAGCUGCAAGAGCAACCACUUUGACGCCCAGAUCUUCACCCCUCAGUAUCUCCUUGAUGGCAACGGCAACCUUGCUACCCGCCCUAAGAUCACUGCUGUCUCGGCCACUACUGCCAAGGUCGGCAGCACCAUCACCGUCACUGCCAACAGCGCCAUCAAGAGUGCUUCUCUCAUCCGAUACGGAACUGCGACGCAUGUUGUCAACACUGAUCAGCGCCGCAUUCCUUUGGCCCUGACAGGUGCUGGUACCAACAAGUACUCUUUCAAGAUUCCCAAUGAUUCUGGUAUUGCCCUCCCCGGCUACUGGAUGCUUUUCGUCCUUAACAACGCUGGUGUUCCCAGUGUUGCCAGCACCAUUAAGGUCACUAACUGA
Messenger RNA from Fusarium proliferatum ET1, 2040 nucleotides. Its product is annotated as putative galactose oxidase. The transcript has a single exon. Gene Ontology annotation, molecular function: protein binding. The coding region runs from base 1 to 2040 and encodes 679 amino acids. The record is from RefSeq and is a predicted model, not a curated record. NCBI's taxonomy places the organism in Eukaryota, Fungi, Ascomycota, Sordariomycetes, Hypocreales, Nectriaceae.